UUUCACCACAAUAUAUACUCAAUAAGAAACACUAAGCGACUGAAAAAGAAUUCAUGGUGUCUAAAGACGCCGGUAAUGUUUGCCAUACUGCAAAGUUAAUUACAAUAAUCUGCUAAAUCUACUUUCUUCCCAUUCAAAGAUUUCUAAGUGUACCACAGACUUUGCUACAAUACUUUUUAGUGGGCAUUGAAUACUGUCUAGUGCUUGUUUGUUUGAAGCGGCGGGUAGGAAAACAUCGCUAGUCAUUUGUCACGUUUGAGAUGGCUCCGACUGCGAAGUCAGCAACGGGAUGUAAAAAAGCUAAAGCUUUGGAAUCCAUUAAUAGUUGCUUAGCUCUGGUGAUGAAAAGUGGGAAAUGUUCUAUUGGAUUACGGCAAACACUUCGUCUUUUACGUAAGGGUGGAGCAAGAUUGAUAAUUAUUGCCAACAAUGCUCCGCCGUUAAGGAAAACUGAAAUAGAAUACUAUGCGAUGUUGUCAAAGACUGGAGUUCAUCACUACAACGGAACCAACCGCGAUCUUGGGACUGCGUGUGGCAAAUACUUCAGAGUGAGCACUCUAGCCAUUGAAGAUCCAGGUGACUCCGACAUCAUCCGUUCUGCGCCACACGAGGCAGGGACAAAGUAAUAACUCAAUAAAUCAUUUUCUAUGGA
Schistosoma rodhaini is the source of this 652-nucleotide messenger RNA. NCBI's taxonomy places the organism in Eukaryota, Metazoa, Platyhelminthes, Trematoda, Strigeidida, Schistosomatidae. The record is from the annotation of a GenBank genome assembly.